Messenger RNA from Prorocentrum cordatum, 313 nucleotides. The record is from the annotation of a GenBank genome assembly. Lineage: Eukaryota; Dinophyceae; Prorocentrales; Prorocentraceae.
AUGGCCGGCUUCUCGCUCCUGUCGGUCCUCGGCAACGGGAGCGGGCGCACCGCCGGCCACCACCGCUUCCCGAUCGCGGCGUACCAGUCGGGCUCCGUCCUUGUGCUCUGGGACUACGUGCGCUCCGGCGGGGAGACCAGGAAGUUCGUGCUGCUGCAGCCGAACCAGCGGUGCACGUCCCUGUUCUUCAGCAGGGACUCGCAGCACGUCCUCGGCCUCUGGGCGUCGCAGACCGGGCAGCCGACGCUGACGGUGUGGCAGGUCUCCGACGGCGCCAAGAUCGCGGAGCAGCGCCUUUCCGACCAGAGCGGGG